This is a messenger RNA of Dromaius novaehollandiae (emu), 4504 nucleotides long. It is a transcript of the gene PPP1R9B, whose product is annotated as protein phosphatase 1 regulatory subunit 9B. Gene Ontology annotation, biological process: neuron projection development; actin filament organization; calcium-mediated signaling. Bases 80 to 3994 code for a protein of 1304 amino acids. Gene Ontology annotation, cellular component: dendrite; postsynaptic density; cytoplasm. Gene Ontology annotation, molecular function: actin filament binding. The transcript is spliced from 20 exons. The record is from RefSeq and is a predicted model, not a curated record. Lineage: Eukaryota; Metazoa; Chordata; Aves; Casuariiformes; Dromaiidae.
CGGGCCGGGGGCCGCCUCGGCCCCGCGGCGGCGGGGGAGGCGGCGGAGGCGGGCGAUGCGGCCGGCGGCCCGGUGAAGCAUGCUGAGGACGGAGGCCGCGAGCGGCGCGGCCGCCCCGGGCGGCAACGCGGCGGCGGGCGGCAGCGGCGCGGGGAGCGGCGGGCUGCGGAGCGCGUCCCCGCACAGGAACGCCUACGAGGCCAGCAUCCAGGCCCUCAAGACCACAAAGGAUGCCGACGGCGAGGACGCCAAGAAAGCCCGGAGCAAGAAGUAUGGCUCCAACGUCCACCGGAUCAAGAACAUGUUCCUGCAGAUGGGCACGGCGCCGGGCGCCGAGGGCGCCUGCGACUUGGCCAAGGCCAAGGAGAAGCCCGUCCGCCUCUCCUUGCCCCGGGCCAGCAGCCUCAGCGAGCCCAUGGACCAGGGCGCCCUGCUCAAGCUGGGCACCAGCGUCUCCGAGCGGGUGAGCCGCUUCGACUCGAAGCCCGACAAGCCCUUCUCCAAGCUGCAGGAGACCCGCAAGAUCUUCGAGAGGAGCCUCCAGGAGAAGGAGACCACCAACAAGCUCCUGCUGCGGAAGGAGCGGGCCGGCUUCCAGGACCGAAAGCUCGACGUGGUGGUGAAGUUCAACGGCAGCACCGAGUCCUUGGACAAGCUGGACACGGAGGCCGUGUCGCCCACCGUCAGCCAGCUCAGCGCCGUCUUCGAGAAGGCCGACCUGCGCAACAACCUGCACAAGACGCCGGGCAAAGUGGGGCCGCUCAACUCCAAGCUGGUCAGCAAGCGCUCCCGGGUCUUCCUGCAGGGCCAGGACGCGGGCAAGGCGGAGAGCCGGCCGGGCGACGGCGCCGCGCUCCAGGCCCGGCUCCGGCAAGCCGAGGAGGAGAAGGGGCCGGGCAAAGGCAGCCGGCCGGCGGAGAAGGACGGAGGCAGCGCCCGGGGGCCCGGCGUGCAGGAGGUGUGCAAGAUCAAGCCGGUGGAGGUGGAGGAGAGCGGCGAGUCGGAGCCGGAGCCGGAGGCGGGCGAGCGGGCGGAGGAGCCGGCGGGCGAGCCGGCGCUGCCGCCGGAGCCGGCCAAGGGGGCCGAGGUGCCGCGGGCCGAGACGACGGUGCCCGCGGGCCAGGAGGCCGGGCGCGGGGCGGCCGAGAAGCCCCCGGAGCGGGGCGAGGAGACCGCCUACCCCGAGGAGGCCGGCAAGGGCGAGCGGGCGGACGAGGGCGACCUGUACGACGAGUCCAAGAAGGAGGACUUCUCCGAGGCGGACCUGGUGGACAUAAGUGCCUACAGCGGGCUCGGGGAGGACUCGGGGGGCAGCGGGCUGGAUGAGGACGAAGAGGCCGAUGGGCUCUACGAGCCCGAGUCCAGCUGCGUGGAGAUCCCCGGGCUCUCCGAGGAAGAGGAGCCCGUGCCCAACCGAAAGAUCCAGUUCAGCACGGCGCCCAUCCAGGUCUUCAGCACUUACUCUAACGAGGACUACGACCGCCGCAACGAGGAUGUCGACCCCAUGGCCGCCUCGGCCGAGUACGAGCUGGAGAAGAGGGUGGAGCGGCUUGACCUCUUCCCCGUGGAGCUGGAGAAAGACUCCGAAGGGCUGGGGAUCAGCAUCAUCGGCAUGGGCGCAGGGGCCGACAUGGGCCUGGAGAAACUGGGCAUCUUCGUCAAGACGGUGACGGAGGGAGGGGCGGCCCACCGGGACGGCAGGAUCCAGGUGAAUGACCUCAUCGUGGAGGUGGACGGCACCAGCUUGGUGGGGGUGACGCAGAGCUUCGCCGCCUCCGUGCUCAGGAACACCAAGGGCCGCGUCCGGUUCCUCAUCGGGCGGGAGAAGCCGGGUGAGCAGAGCGAGGUGGCCCAGCUGAUCCAGCAGACCCUGGAGCAGGAGCGGUGGCAGCGGGAGAUGAUCGAGCAGCGGUACACCCAGUACACCGAGGAGGACGAGGAGACGGGCGAAUACGCCACAGACGAGGAGGAGGAGAUGAGCCCCAUGUUCCCCAGCAGCGAGAUGGCCAUCGAGGUCUUUGAGCUGGCUGAGAACGAGGACACGCUCUCCCCGGUGGAGAUGGACCCCGAGAAGCUGGUGCACAAGUUCAAGGAGCUCCAAAUCAAGCAUGCCGUCACCGAGGCCGAGAUCCAGCAGCUCAAGAGGAAGCUGCAGUGCCUGGAGCAGGAGAAGGCCCGGUGGCGGGCCGAGAAGGCCCAGCUGGAGCAGAGCGUGGAGGAGAACAAGGAGCGGAUGGAGAAGCUGGAGGGGUACUGGAUGGAGGCGCAGAACCUGUGCCAGGCUGUGGACGAGCACCUCAAGGAGACGCAGGCCCAGUACCAGACCCUGGAGCGCAAGUACAGCAAGGCCAAGAGACUCAUCAAGGAGUACCAGCAAAAGGAGAUCGAGUUCCUGAAGAAGGAGACAGCCCAGCGGCGCGUGCUGGAGGAGUCGGAGCUGGCCCACAAGGAGGAGAUCGAGAAGCUGCAGGAGAAGAUCUCCGAACUGGAGGCCAAGCUGCAGACUUUGAAAAAUUCCAACCCGACUUCCCGGCCCACCCCCGGCCCCGGCCGCUUCCGGGUUCCUGUCCCCCCCCCGCGGCCCCCGGCCCGGCGGGGCGGCCCGGCUCUGCGGCGCCCUCGGCUCGGCCCGGCCCGGUUCCCCGGCGCCCUCGGCCCGGCACGGCCCGGCUCGGCCCGCGGCCCGGCGGCGGGAGGCGCCCAGGAUGCCCGAGGAGCGCGGCUCUGUCUCACCAUGUCGGUCUCCAAGCUGCAGGACGUGGAUGAGGUUUUUGAUUUUACCGCUGUGGUUCCAGAGACGCAGCGGCUCGACAGCAGCUUGCAGAAGGCCCGAGCCCGGCUCCUAGCCAAGGGCCGGCGGCACCGGCCAUCCCGCUCCCGCCUGCGAGACAGCGCCAGCUCCACCGAGGGCGAAGAGGGGCCCGAGCGGAGGGGAGCCGAGGGCAGCGGCAGCCCCGCGGCCGGGAGGCGCUCGCCGGGGGGCUGCUCGCCCCCGGCCUCGUCCCCGCGCUCGGCCCCGUCACCCUUCUCCCGCGGCACCGAGUUCUCCUUCGAGGCCUCGGCCGUGCGGCGGGCGCUGGGGGACCCCGAGGGCCCCUCGCCACCCCUCAGCCGCUACCGGCCCCUCACCAACGCCUCGUCCCAGGAGGGGCUGGCGGGUACCCCCUCGCCCAAGUCCUGCCACAGCUCCGACAGCUCGCCCGGCUUCGCCCGCCGCGACGCCCGGCCCCAGCGGCACAGCGAAGAUGACAGCCGGGACAUGAGUCCCCCCGAGCCGGCCAGCCCCACCGUGGGGCUGGAUAAGAAAACGCGGAGGAAGUUCCUGGAUCUGGGGGUGACCCUCCGCCGGGCAUCCUCUGGCAAGAGCAAGAAGGAGAAGGGGAGCAACCGCCUGUCCAUGGGCAGCAGGGAGGCGGCGGAGGGCUCCGGCCGCCCCUCGGGCUCGCCCUUCCUGCCCUUCUCCUGGUUCUCGGAUGGCGCGAAGGGCUCGGCCUCCCCGGGCACCGCUUCGCCCGCCGGCUCGCCCCGGCAUGAGGGCCUCAGCCCCGCCAAAUCCGCCUCCCAGGAAUCGACGCUGAGCGACGACUCCACGCCGCCCAGCUCCAGCCCCCGGCUGCCCAGCAGCACGGCCGACACCAAGUGCUCCUACCCCUAUCACACCCUGUCGCAGUCCUCGGACGAGUUCCUGGACGAGCCCCCCGGCGCAGCCGCGGGCUGGACCUGCCAGCAGGUCGGGCAGUGGCUGGAGAGCCUCAACCUGGAGCAGUACGUGGACGAGUUCUUGGCCCAUGGGGUCGACGGUCCCCGGCUCCUGCACCUCGACGGCGCCAAGCUCAAGGCGCUGGGCGUGGGCAGCUCGCAGGACCGCGCGGUGCUCAAGCGGAAGCUGAAGGAGCUGAGCCUGGCGGUGGAGAAGGAGCGCAAGGCCCAGGAGAAGGCGGAGAAGCAGCGGGAGAAGCAGAAGAAGAGGGACCAGGAGCAGCGGAGAAGCUAGGGGGGGCCAAGGAGCGCCCCAGCACCCCUUCCCCUGCCUGCAGCCCCCGGGAUGCCGGGGGGCACCAGACUCCGGCAUGGGACACGCCAGCCAUGGCGAAGGGACCGUGGUGCCAGGCCAAGAUGAGCACAGAGCGGCACGUGCCCCCCUCCUCCAUCCGCCCCCUCCCUGCCUGCACCCUCCACCCCACGGGCACAGACCAGGGCCUGAGCCCCUCUUCCGGAUGCAAAUGGCACGUCAGCCCCCACCCCGCCCCCCCUCCCCCCGGCUGCCCCACACCCCGAAAGGCCUGGGGGUCCCAGCCGCCCCUCCGCCCCGGCCCCCACCCCCCGGCGCGGUGCGGCACCGGCCGAGGGCAGCGCAUGGCCUGAGACCCCCGGACGCGCGCAGCCCGAGUCGGGAUGCGGUGAGCGAAUGCUGAUCCCCCCCUCCCCAAAUAAAACCGACCCGGCCCGCCAGCGGCAUGGGUGGCACCCCAGGAAAUAAAAGGGUAACGAGGGCCAGUGCAAA